This is a messenger RNA of Myxocyprinus asiaticus (Chinese sucker), 1455 nucleotides long. RefSeq names its product solute carrier family 2, facilitated glucose transporter member 1 (gene slc2a1c). The transcript is spliced from 10 exons. The coding region runs from base 1 to 1455 and encodes 484 amino acids. Lineage: Eukaryota; Metazoa; Chordata; Actinopteri; Cypriniformes; Catostomidae. Gene Ontology annotation, biological process: monosaccharide transmembrane transport. The record is from RefSeq and is a predicted model, not a curated record. Gene Ontology annotation, cellular component: membrane. Gene Ontology annotation, molecular function: hexose transmembrane transporter activity.
AUGGCUUUUAAGGAGAAUCAGCUAACCAUUACGCUUCUGACCUCCAUCGUAGCAGCGGUGCUCGGCUCCCUCCAGAUAGGAUACCACACAGGCAACAUCAAUGCCCCAGCCAGAGUCAUUGAGGAGUUUUUCAACACAACAUGGAGGUCCAGACACAAUCAGUCAAUACCAGACCACAGUCUCACUUUCCUUUGGUCCCUCUCCGUUAGUAUUAAGGACUUUGGUGCACUGCUUGGUUCACUGGGGGUCAAAGGCCUUGCUGACACUUUUGGGAGGCGUAAUGCCAUCCUAAUAGUAAAUGCCCUGUCUGUGGUGGGCGCAUCUCUGAUGUUCAUGAGCAAAGCCACAGCCUCGUUUGAAGUGCUUAUUGUGGGUCGGCUGAUCUUUGGUUUGUUCUGCGGCCUGGUCAUGAGUCUGAACCCUCUGUACAUCCAGGGUGUCUCCCCCACAAACCUACGUGGUGCCUUUGCAACUCUGAACCAGGUUUCAUUUGCCUCGGGCAUUCUGCUGGGCAUGGUGGUUGGCUUGGAAACAGUGUUGGGUACAGAGAAGUACUGGACCCUGAUGCUAUCUCUGUCCCUUAUACCAGCGACGCUCCAGUACAUGACCCUUCCUUUCUGUCCCGAGAGCCCCCGCUACCUCUUCAUCAACAGGGGCAAAGAAAAAGAAGCUGAAGCUGCCCUGAGAAGACUUCGGGGAAAUCCAGAGAUGGUGAUGAAAGAAAUGGAGGAGAUGAGAGAUGAAGCAGCCCACAGUGAGACAGGAGUGACUCUUAGAGAAUUCCUCAAGAAGCGACGCUACAGGCAGCCUAUAAUACUUGUGCUCAUCAUAAACCUGGGCAGCCAGUUAUCUGGAUUCAAUGCGAUCAUAAAUUAUUCAACUAAGAUGUUUGCCCAAUCAAAUUUUGAUGAAGCCAAAUAUCUGACACUUGGGGUGGGCACUGUUAAUGUGGCAUUUACUAUAGUAGCAUUCUUCCUGGUGGAGAGAGCAGGACGCAGAAAGUUGUUGCUUGCUGGAUUUCUGUCCCUCGCAAUUUGUAACCUGCUUGUGACCAUCACAUAUUCCAUACUGCCCAUAGUUCCAGACAUACGCAAUGUUCAGGUGCUGGUGAUAUUUUUGCUGAUCUCAGCUUAUGAGGUUGGACCUGGGCCAAUCUCUUGGUUCAUUGCUGCUGAGCUUUUUGACCAGUCGGCCCGUCCCAUUGCUAUGGCCUUCACAAGCAUGUUGAAUUGGGGAGGGAAAUUUUUACUAGCAUUGCUCUUUCCACCUCUAUUGAACAUGUGUGGGGCCUAUGUCUACCUCCUCUUUAUGUGUAUGGCCUUGCUUGCCUUUACCUACACCAUGUUUCGUCUUCCUGAAACCAAGGGACGCACCUUUGAUGACAUUGCGGCUGAGUUCCGUGGGGCAGAGGGCAUUCCGCUACAUAACAAGACAAAUUUUAACACAUUCACUUGA